Messenger RNA from Ogataea haglerorum, 2268 nucleotides. RefSeq lists its product as uncharacterized. Lineage: Eukaryota; Fungi; Ascomycota; Pichiomycetes; Pichiales; Pichiaceae. The record is from RefSeq and is a predicted model, not a curated record. The transcript has a single exon. Bases 1 to 2268 code for a protein of 755 amino acids.
AUGAGUAAGGUAGGAGACUCAAACAAGAAGUUCCACGUGAACUCAAGCGGCUUGCUGGGGGCAGAGUCGCUGGAAAAUUUGACUAGUUCACUGGAGAAGUCUUUCUUGGCUUCACCACGUACCUCCCCAUCAAGACCACGUAAAACUCGCAAAGAAACACAAAUAUCGCCCUCUCUAAGGAUAAAUCCUCAAUCCCAAACUCCAGCGGGGUUCAGUCCUGCAGCAUACGAAAUAUCCAAGAAGUUUGGCAAGUUCACAGAGAAAUUCAGCUUCGGCUCGCCCCGAAGCGCGGUCAGUAACUCGGGCAGCUCACUUGCCUCUCGAAAGGAUCAAUCCAGGCUCUUGCAGAGCGGGUAUGUGACCUCUCCCAGGUUCCAAGAAUCAUCGAAAUCGCCCAAUAUAUGGGUUACGCCAACAUCGUCGCAUCAAGGCUCACCCGAAUCAAAACGCAAGAACUCAAUACCGGACUCGUGUAUUUUUUGUGAUCUGCCUCUGCAAUCUAUGCUGCUAUAUAAAUCAGAGAACAUGGACCCUGAAGGUAUCAUAGAACUUAAGUGUCAACAUAGCUGCCAUGAGAAAUGUCUCCUGCUGGAGAUGGAAUUCGCCAAUAUUUCCAAGUUGCAAUCGACAGCUUCAGUGGCACCUGUGUAUUUCCCUCAUUGUUCCAAAUGUCAUCAAAACGUGCGGGCAGUUCCUGCAUCCCAGGUAGUUGCCGACCAAAUGAUCACCAAUAUCUUGACAGUGCCUUUCAGAAAACCGGAGCCUGUACAUAGUGUUCAUUAUCGGCAGACAAACUCUCAACCGAGCUCGAAUGGAUCUUCUCCAAGGGUAACACAGCGCAACAGGGCCGAACAAUGGGCGCCCCAAAGACACUCAAAAAAGCUUUCGCGCGGCUCAUCUAUCUCCGCUGUAUCCUCGGUCAUAUCAUCGGUUUCCGUACAAGCAGUUCCGGAACUAGGCAGCACGACAACUUUGCCUUUGGAUUCCUCAAGGAUGAAGAGCUCAUGGACGAGCGAUUUCCCAAUAUAUCUUUUGCGGUCGAAAUUCGUCAGGGAGUUGAUUAUGCUACAAUCCCAGAAAUUCGGUACGGUUAGGCUUAAUAAGUUGGCGAUAGACUCAUUGGGUGAUCUACGUCUUGUUGACAAGUUGCAGGUAAGUGAAGACCUUGUGAUGUGGGAUGAGUGCUACUGCUACCUGUUUGAGCGCAUGUUCGUACUUGUGGAUCUAUGCGCUAGCAAGAUCAAGACUUAUUCCGUGGACCACUCUCUGAAAUCUCAAAUACCUUCGCCAACAGUGGUGAAGGUUCAGUUCGACUUCCAGGUGCUUUAUUUGACUUGUUCGGAGGAGGAGGUUCUGGAAAAAUGGGGAGUGGCGUUGGCCAACCUCAACACGGAAUUUCCUAGCGGUUUGAUUACCACCACAGUGAAAGAGGACGAAUUUUACGAAAUACUCAAAUUUAACGAAACCGAAACACCCCAGCAGCUUCCGCCAGGCGUGAACCCAAAAUUCUACGAAGCUACCAUCAACUCGCUGGCGUUCAGUCGUAAGCCGAAGGCAAUGGUCAUCGUAAUCAACCAACUAAUUCCGUCGCCCCAUUCCUUGGUAUCCAUUAAAAACAUUGUGCGCAGUUUAUUAAUGGUCAAGAUUCAGAUUUACAUGAUAUUCACUUCUUCUUUGCAGUUGUCUCCCGAGUCGCAGGUGUUGACCACGCUGAGCUUUGACAGCAGGGUGGAUGAUGAAGAGAAGGAGGCUCUUUUCAGUAAGAUCGACGAGUACCAGAAGUUGCUAAACGAUGUGACUCCGACUGCAGACGAGAAUAAGGUCCACUGGGCAAUGGACGAUACGCUCUCAGCAAAAUUACAGAACUUAAGAGACAAGUGUCCUGAUCCUGAGCUUGACGACCUCGCUACCGUGGUGUUGUCGGUUACUCCGCUGAGCGAACUGAACCGGCUCCCCACGUCGAAAAACAUUUUUGUUGAAAUAAGCACGCCCCCAAAUCUGAACGUAUCGCAUAGAAGGUCGAGUGUUUUCAACGUCGCUGGUUGGGAGGAUGCCAUGGAAGCCAUAUGCAGCUAUAUUGGUCUAGAAUUUGACGACAGUGACUUCGAAUAUACCUCUGACGAAAAUGACGAUGAUGAGCGCGAGAAGCCAGCAGAAAUUGGCGUUGGCUUGGCCUCUAACCAGGCCAAGGAGGGACCAAGAUGGAGCACAUUAUUACGAGAUUUAGAUAAGGCAUUGGAGGAAACAAAAAGUCGCUCCAGUAGAUAG